AUGCAGUACCUUAUCGCUUCUUACGUUCAAAAUGGAGCAGCUGCGGUUACGCAAGAAGCAAACAAAAUUGAUCUCCAAAUUCGUCAGUGUAGUCAGUACGUUGACCAGACCUCGUCGGACCAUUACCUUAAGCGACAAAACAAGAUUAUCCCGGAAGGUCGAGGCUCAGUUCUGCUCCUAGACAGUCGAUCCAACGAUAAAACAAACAAAGGGUUCCAAUUAAACAGAAAUCAAAAUUCACUUUUUGCACGAUGUGUUCCUGGGAUGUUGAAAGCAGACAAUGAUUGUUCUCAAGUCUUUUAUCAAUGUAUUCUUUCCGGUGUGUUCAUCAAACGUCGUUGUAAAGAGAACUACCGGUUUGACCUUUCUUACAAAAGGUGCAGAGAAAUAACGUUGUUACCAAAAUGUGGCAAAGCUUCUGCUCCAUUGGACGGAAGACUACCGAAUGAAAUAACCCCAGCGACUACCGCUGUUCAGACUGGUCAGCUUGAAAUGAUUAUGGAGCCGAAAGAACCCGAAUAUGUCUCACCACCGGUUUAUUACACUGUCUUACCUUUUGUUGAUGCCUUUGACAUGCCGUUUUACCACAGUUACUUGGCUCAAAGUAUGCCCUACUUCAGCAUUAAUCAAGCUGGUGGCAACGCUUACGAUCUGUUCAACAUUCAAGCAAAUCCUGCUGUCACUUCAAGUCGAGGCCUGAGUCCAUUCCUUAACCCUCCAGUACCUAGCUUAUUCGAUCACUUUGAAGUUCUUUCAUCAAAUGGGUUGGAUGGAAACAAAAUAGCAGUAGGGUCAACAAACGAAAAAGGUUCUUUAGCUGUUACUAGAGACCACGGAAUCUCAGCUAGCACAGAACCGGCGCCUAAAAAAAGUCAGAACACAGAUGCACCCAUCAAGAAUGUUAACGAAAUCAAACGAUAUUUCCAAGAAACAGAACCAGCGCCAUCCAUGACGGGAGUUAAUUUAAAGAAAUCUAGGGUAAUUGGGACAGGCUUAGAGAACACAGAAAACAUUGCACUCCCGCGGGAGACUGCAAAACACGCUCGAACUGUGAAGGAUUCUGAAAAUGUUGAUGACAAAGUGAAAAUGGAUAUGUUUGGAGUGAACAACAGAGAUUACUCCCCGGAACAGCUAAGCGCGCAAGAAACGAAAGAACAACAGCAUCGUGACAACCGGUGGCUCGCUACUGAAUCGGUAUAUAUCUCGAAUGAAAAUAACCGUGAGACAAGUGGAACGUCGCCGCGAAAAGUCGAAAAAACGUUUGGAGAGAUCCAGAACGAAAAUAUUGACACUGAUUUUACUAGGAACGCAGUUCUCAACAGCUUACCAAAUAGCUCGGAUCAACAGUCAGAAAAAACGCUGAACAGUGUGCGAACAGCCGAGUUGAAAAAUAAUCAACAACCCGAACAAAUAACAGAAGAUAAACUGGAAGAAGUACGAAGUGACCCUGCAGCCAAUUUAGUAUCUGAGAACAGAGAUUACGAAAAGAAAAUGUUACAAAACUUAAAGGCUACUCAACUUUACGAUGCAAAUACAGAAUCGAAAGUCGAGAAGCCUUCAGAAAGUGAAGCGUCCGAGAGUUCCUCAAGUAAUGCACCAACUGAUAAAAUGAUGGUCCAUCGGCACGAGAACGGGAAGUUAGCCGGUGACCCAGUUGAAGCAAGUGCAAGUACGAGUGAGCCGCAGCUGGUAGUUACUAGUAAUUUCAAGGAUAACGGACAGAAGGAAGUCAUGGAUACAUUAAGUGGUACGCACAAUGAUGGAUCGACACACUUGAAUGUGCAAGAAAGUCUGGAGAGAGGAGGUAAGGGACAGGAGACUGGAACUAGUGCGGGCCAGGUCAUGUCGCCUACAUAUGACGAGACGCCUUCGGUAGAACAAUCACAUUUUGAAGAUGGCAAAGAAUCUGACAGAGGGGAUUUAGAAACUCAAGGCGCCUCUCUAACUGAAAUAGAACAGGCCCCAACCGAUUCUGCAUUUUCUAAUAAUACGCGAAUUGUUGGAAGUGUAGCUAAAGGGAAUGGAGACGAGCUCUUUUCAAAAAAAGGAAGAAUCGGAGGUGGAAUUGUGGCUUCGGACAUGGAUGCUUCUGCGGUCGAUCUGGAAAAGGCCGCUGUAGCCAAGCAGAGCAGUGGUCUAGAGACAACUCGUCACGGAACAAGCACUGGCGACGAAAGUAUAUCCACUUCUCUCUUAAAUAGCAGGACAUCUGAUGUACUUGGAGAACCCAUGAAAGAAGAUGGUAACAAAAAUUCAAUGUACAGUUAUGAAUCUUCCCAUAAUUCAAUUGAUUCUUCCCCUGCCACUAUUGAAGCAGCAGUCGAGGUUAAAGCAGUACAAAGUGAUACAAGGAACAAGGUCUUCGGGCAAUCAGUUACGGACGAGUACAAUAAGAAUGUAAUGAAAAAGGGACCAGAAGUAGAAGGAACACUGGAUGCCGGAACAGUUAAGUCAGUACAAAGAGACAUCCAGUCUUACAAGCUUUCGGAGGAAAAAAACGACGAAAUCAACAAGCAGAUGACCGUCGACAAGAGUGGCACAUUCAGCGAAGUCGAUCUACAGUCUAAAAAAGCGAUGGAAGGACAGCUACACCCUGGUGCGAGUGAUACAUCUGCAGCCAGUGAAAUAAAAAGCGGGUUACGGAACGAAGGGUUGCCAAGCACAAGCGUUAAACAAGAGGUUUUUAGCGAAGAGUCUAAAAGCUAG
This is a messenger RNA of Enterobius vermicularis (human pinworm), 2706 nucleotides long. NCBI's taxonomy places the organism in Eukaryota, Metazoa, Nematoda, Chromadorea, Rhabditida, Oxyuridae. The record is from the annotation of a GenBank genome assembly.